AUGGACGACGAGAAGCUCAAGGCCGAGAAGAUGGCCGCGGCCAAGAAGAAGUUCGAGCAAAUGAGGAAAGCAAAGGCCAAGAAGGCCGCCGCCGGCGGUAGCAGCAGCGGCAAGAAGGGCGAGGCCGCUGCCACCACGGCCACCACCGCCACCGAAGAAGCCCCCUCUUCCCCAGCCACAGACGCCGUCUCUGAGAAGCAAGACGAGGAUCAACAACAACAGCCACAAGAACAAGAACAACACCAGGACCAAGACAAGCCCACCGAGGAAUUCCCUCCAGCUGCCGAACCCGAGGCGAAAGAAGCAGCCGCCGCCCCCACCACCUCCUCAUCCGGCGGCACCACGCCCUCGCUAGCGCAGCAGUCCAAGGCGCGCUCGACCUCCUUCAGACAGGGGUCUGUCUCCCUGUCCACCGGCGGGGGCCCUCUGUCGCCCGGCCUGGGCGUGCUGAGCCCCGAGGGCGAGACGGCGCCGGAUAUCUACCGGAAGCACGUGCUGCGGAUCGAGGAGCUGGAGAGGGAGAACAGGGCGCUGGCAAAGGAGGCUAGGGACGCGGAGAAGCGGUGGCAGAAGGCCGAGGCCGAGUUGGCGGACUUGAGGGAAGGUGAAGGGGGGCAUGGUGGUGCGGGGCUGGGGGAGGGGGAGGUUGGGAAGUUGAAAAACGAGCUCGCCGCGCUGCAGCGCCAAAAUGCCCAGCUGCAGGCCCAGCUCGCCCGCCGGCACGGCUCGUCCCCAUCCAUCUCCAUGUCCACCGCGCCCGCGACCAGCACCGAGCUCGAGGCCCAACUGCGCAGCAAGUCCGCCACCAUCGAAACCAUGUCCCUCGAGAUGUCGCGCCUGCGCGCGCAGGUCGAGCGCCUGUCCGUCUCGGCGUCCGCGCCGUCGGAGCAGAUCGCCGCGCUGGAGGAGAAGCUCGCGCGGGCGGACAAGACGGCGCAGCGCGCGCAGCGCGAGCUGCACGACCUCAAGCUCGAGCUCGAGCAGGCGUCCAAGCGGGCCGUCAAGGAGGGCUCCGAGCGCGCGUCGGCCGAGACCAAGCUGCGCGCGCUCGAGCGCGAGGCCGCCGCCGCCGCCGCCGCCCGCGACGAGCUGGCCCGCCGCGCCGACGCGCUCGAGAAGAAGGUCGCCACGCUGACCACGCUGCACCGCGAGCAGGACGGCCGGUCGCAGGCGCUGCGGCGGGAGAAGGAGCGCCUCGAGAAGGAGCUCGGCGAGCUGCGGGAGAAGGUGGACCGCGUGGAGGCCGAGAACGCGCGGCUGCGCAAGCGGGAUGCCGCGGAGGGCGGCGGCGACGAUGACGGCGUGGACGAGCUGGUGGAGGAGGAGCGCUUGCGGCUCGAGAGGAGGGUGCGCGAGCUCGAGGCCGAGAACACUGAUCUGAGGAGGGGCAUCUGGCAUGAGAAGCGGAAAGAGAUGCAGCUUGGCCCCGACGAGGCCUCGGCGGCCGCAGGGAUCGGCCGGUUCGAGACGGUGGAUCUCGGCGGCGGCGGUGGUGGUGGCGGUGGUGGUGGCGGCGGCGUGCUAUUUUCGUCGGCGCGGAAGGGGCAUGCUGGCGGAGGUGGCGGGUUGAGCGAUUUCCUUGCCAGCGGGCUGAACGCGCUCACGGGUGCGGCUGGCGGCGGCGCGGGGCAUGCGCAGUAUGAUGACCUGCUGGAGGACGACGACAUGGAGUUUGACGAGGAGGCGUUCCGGCGGGCGCGCGAGGAGGAGCAGAAGAAGCGGAUCGAGCGGAUCAAGGAGAUCAAGCGGUCGCUGAAGAAUUGGGAGGGGUGGAGGCUGGAUCUGGUCGAGAACCGGCGCGGCGGCGGCGAGGGGAUUGGGGAGAUCUUUGAGGUUUGA
Thermothielavioides terrestris NRRL 8126 is the source of this 1839-nucleotide messenger RNA. RefSeq lists its product as uncharacterized. The coding region runs from base 1 to 1839 and encodes 612 amino acids. NCBI's taxonomy places the organism in Eukaryota, Fungi, Ascomycota, Sordariomycetes, Sordariales, Chaetomiaceae. The transcript is spliced from 3 exons. The record is from RefSeq and is a predicted model, not a curated record.